AUGAUUGUGACCAGACUUGUUUCUAGGGCUUCAAAGCCAAUUUUGUGUUCAAUCUGCACCCGUGUGGUGCCGAUCAGGUGUUCAGUCUCUCCCCGUGUGGUGCCGAUAUUGGUGGCGGCUGGUAGAAAGAUAACCACAGACAACCACGUCAAAUUAGGCAAUGUUGGCGGUAAGAUAAAAGCGCCUGAUCCCAGCCGUUGCCUGGAUAUAUACCUGGGCAUGUGGGUGCACGACCCCAAACAGGCACUUGAGAUGCAGGGUCAGAUAGCAGAACACGACAGGCGGCAGCAAGAGAUCUUGAAGGAGCUGGACAUCAAAAACUACAUUCAGUACACCAGAAACAAUGGACUCUGGAGAGUGGAGCAGGGCUUUGUAGGGGCUGGCAGGACGCUCUCCUACGAGUUCAUCCUGGGUGAGAUGUUCAUGAUGCUGUAUCCGGACAACAAUUACGUUAAGACACUGGUCUACAUGGAUGGUCAACGAAUGAUCUGGGCAUUUUACCCCGUUGAAACACCGGACGAAGUUCUCCGAGUGAAGUCCGAAAUUGAAGACAACAAACUAAUUUGGAAAACCGAAUACCCGGAUGGCUUACGGAGUACCAGAAUUUACUUCAGGGACUGA
Candidula unifasciata is the source of this 621-nucleotide messenger RNA. NCBI's taxonomy places the organism in Eukaryota, Metazoa, Mollusca, Gastropoda, Stylommatophora, Geomitridae. The record is from the annotation of a GenBank genome assembly.